AUAUGUGCAUUUGCUGUCAAAAUGUAAAGUGUAUAUAUAUUUAUAUUUUUUGGCAAACAUAAAAAACUUUCUCACCACCAUUAUUUGCGGCGGCAAAGGUGCAGCAUUUAAGUGUGCCUCUGCCACUAGCAGCAACAACAACAACAACAACAACUGAAACGACAAUAAGAACAGCAAAACGUUGUGUUUGCCAUUACUAGCCGCCCGCUGCCGACGACGCCAGCAACACAAACACACACACACGCACACACACAAAAGACGAUGACGUCCAAAAGCGAUAAGGAAAUUCUCGCCAAUUCCAUGUACGAAGAUGAUCCCAAUGGCAAUUCAGCACCCACAGCAUUGGAUCAGGAUCAGGAGGAGGGGAGGGCGGCGGCAAAUGACGCGGCAGCAACGAGAACAACAACAACAAUUCCAGCGACAGCAGCGACUUCUCCGCGUUGGGGGCCACAGAACAAAGGUGCACAGGAGCUGGCAUCCCUCUAUAGUCCAGGUAAACGUGCACAGGAAAUCAUAUGUGUUUACACCUGCAUCGGCCUGAUGAUCAUCAAUUUAGCACUAAUUGUGAAGCACUUGCGUUUGGAGCGAAUCAGCGUGACCUUCAUCUCCGCCUUGUGUGGCAUCAUAACGGCAGACUUUGCUUCCGGCCUGGUGCAUUGGGCCGCGGAUACCUGGGGCUCGGUGGACUUACCCAUAAUUGGAAAGAACUUUUUGCGGCCAUUUCGCGAGCAUCAUUUGGAUCCAACGUCGAUAACACGUCACGAUUUCAUUGAGACGAAUGGCGACAACUUCAUGGUGGGCAUACCCAUACUUGGCUACUUGGCGCACUAUUUUUAUGUGAGGUCACCGUGUGAAAUACAGCAGAAUUUCGGCUGGAUAGCCUAUGUAUUCCUAUGCUCCAUCUUUGUGGCUAUGACAAAUCAGAUACACAAAUGGUCGCACACGUACUGGGGCCUGCCAAGGUGGGUGCUGUUGCUGCAGAGCUGUCACAUUAUUCUACCGCGCAAACAUCAUCGCAUUCAUCAUGUGGCGCCGCAUGAGACGUACUUUUGCAUUACCACCGGCUGGCUAAAUUGGCCACUGGAGCAGCUUAGAUUUUGGUCAACCUUCGAGUUUAUUAUUGAACGCUUUACGGGCCUAAAGCCGCGCGACGAUGAUUUGAAAUGGGCUAAGAAACUCACAUAGCUAUGCUGUCCUGCGACUGUAUAUAGAACCUGGACCAAGCAGCGUUAGCAAAGCUUGCCAAUUGUUAGAAUGAACGAAUAUAACCAAAGAGAGCAACAAAAGGCACUCGCAACAACAAUUAUUUGUAUUUUCCACAUCGAAAAAUAUAAGCUUUUAUAAUUUAUAUUAAAGUGUGUGACCACUGAAAUAGAAAGAAAGAAAAUUACCUAGUUAUUAGUUUAAAAAGUUUGUUACCAAUAAUUCAGUUAAGUAAAAUUUGUUUGCGAAUGGUUGUUUAUGUA
Drosophila virilis is the source of this 1466-nucleotide messenger RNA. RefSeq names its product Plasmanylethanolamine desaturase Kua (gene Kua). The record is from RefSeq and is a predicted model, not a curated record. Gene Ontology annotation, molecular function: oxidoreductase activity. NCBI's taxonomy places the organism in Eukaryota, Metazoa, Arthropoda, Insecta, Diptera, Drosophilidae.